Gymnodraco acuticeps is the source of this 3864-nucleotide messenger RNA. RefSeq names its product S1 RNA binding domain 1 (gene srbd1). The record is from RefSeq and is a predicted model, not a curated record. Gene Ontology annotation, molecular function: structural constituent of ribosome; mRNA binding. Lineage: Eukaryota; Metazoa; Chordata; Actinopteri; Perciformes; Bathydraconidae. Gene Ontology annotation, biological process: translation; nucleobase-containing compound metabolic process. The transcript has 21 exons.
AGAGGGGUGUGUAGGGACGGUGUUUGUCCUUUAAUACUUUUGGAUCUCGCAGGAUGACAAAGUUGACACGCUUUGACGGAAUACACACACAUAUCUUAAGCAUUUAAAAAGAUGAUGCGAAGACCUCGGACAACAACUGCCAAAGUUGUUGAGAACAGCACGGACUCCGACUUGUCCAUCAUACUGAUAAGUGAUGAGGAUAGUGAUGAAUGGACACCAGCAGAGCCAAAACUUAAAGCUCCCACUACUACGGCGGGAGCUCCUGCAGUACCCGGGGAGAAGAAAGCAGCUCCCAAGAGAACUGCUAAACCAAAGGAGCCAAAAGCACCCAAACAACCGAAACCUCCUAAAGAGCCUAAAGUUCCUAAGCCAAGAGCACCACGUAAAACUGCAGCAGAGCAAAAAACACAGGCCUCGAAAGUUGUGAAGGUUUCCAGGACAUCUGUGUUGGCUGGAACAAAAAGGAAAAAUAUUGAUGAAGGCAAAAAUGAUGACAAGGCUGCAGAAAAGAAAGAAGAAAAACACACAGACUGUGGGCCAAGUACCAAAAUGAAGAAAGAGAGGGUAUCAUUCAUCGUGUCAGAAGCGAAUCAAGCAGACAUGUGGGCAGGCGAGGGGUCAUCACUCGCUGGACUUAUAGCAAAGAAAGAGGAAGUGGAGGACUUCACGUUUGAUGAGCCUUGUCUAAAGAAACAGAAGACCGGUGGUGCCUUCCUGGGACAACCAAGUGCUUUACCAUCGUCCACAGCAAACGCUCUGAGGAAUGAACUCAAUAUGAACUGGGACUUCAUAGAGGUGCUGUCCACCCUGACAUGUGUGGAGCGGUGGGUGUGUGUAAAUAUCAUCAGGUUGCUUCGUGAGGAGAACACGGUGCCGUUCAUGGUCCGCUACCGCAAAGAUAUGAUCAAUCACAUGGAUGCUGACGCUGUCCGAGACGUCCAGCUGGUAUAUGAAGAGUUAGGCACCCUUUCCAAGAAGACCCAGUCUGUGAUUCAGACCCUGAAGAAAGACGGGGUUUUAACAGUGGAGCUGGAACAAAACCUGAGGAGCUGCCGAUCAGCUGAUCAACUGGAUCAUGUGUAUUCUCCCUAUAAGAAAGGCAGUAAGCUGACGAAGGCUCGCCGGGCCAAAGCCCUCGGUCUUGAGGAUGCCGCCUCUUUACUCAUGAACACACCACACACUCUGGAUUUAAGGACAUGGGUAAAACCUGGUACUGAAGGUCUGUCAUCGGUGGAAGAAGUGUCUACAGGUGUGGAGCAUAUCUUAGCAGAUUUGAUCGCCAAAGACCCUGAGACACUCGCCUAUGUGAAAACAUUGUGUGAGAACAGCUUUGUGACCAUCCAGUCGUCUGUGUCCAAGUCUGCACUUAAGGAGAAGGAGCUAAAGUCUGUCCAAGACCACACAAAACCAGGGGCCAAGCAAAACAAAAAAAUGGACAUUGACAAGUUCCACCUAUACGUUGACUUCACCUCCAACAUCCAACGCAUCCAGCCCCAUCAGACCCUGGCUAUUAACCGAGGGGAGAGUCUGAAGAUUUUGACAGUGAAGGUGAACAUUCCCGACAGGGUGAAGAAUGAUUUCACGAGGUGGUGCAUCGACAACAGGUGGAAACCGAAAACGUUUGCUAGAGAAGAGCAUUGGGCGAUCGUCAGGAGUGCGAUUGAUGACUCUUACAAAAGGCUUAUUCUGCCCUUCCUAACUAGAAAUUACAGGACUAAGCUGUCAAGUGCAGCAGAGAAGGAGUCGAUCGCCAUGUUUGUGAGUAACCUCCGGCGCUGCCUGUUGGUGGGUCCAGUCCGCGGCUGUGUCAUCUUGGGGGUGGACCCUGGCUUUAGACAUGGCUGUAAGCUGGCAGUUCUCUCCCCCACGGGUCAGAUUAUCCAUACUGAUGUUGUCUACCUGCAUAAUUCAGGCCAGCAAAGAGAAGUGGACAAACUGCACCACCUAAUGAUGACAUACAGCUGUACUAAUGUUGUCAUUGGCAACGGGACAGCGUGUCGUGAGACUGAGUCCAUCUUCGCUGACCUCAUCUCUAGGCGCUGCUUUCACCCCCUGGACGUGUCUUACUGUAUAACCAGUGAGGCAGGAGCAUCAAUCUACAGUGUGAGUCCUGAGGCGGUGAAAGAGUUACCGGACAUGGACCCCAACCUGAGGAGUGCAGUGUCUAUAGGAAGACGCGUCCAAGAUCCAAUGGCUGAGCUCGUGAAGAUUGAUCCGAAACACAUCGGCAUCGGAACAUACCAGCAUGAUGUGUCAGCCGGAGCUCUGAAGGCGGCUCUGGACGGCGUGGUGCAGGAGUGUGUGAGCUUCGUCGGGGUGGACAUCAACAUUUGCUCCGAGAUGCUGAUGAGGCAUGUGGCAGGCCUAAUGUAGGGCGUGGCGAAGAGUAUUGCAGAAGAAUGGAGAGAGCAGAAUGGUCCCUUCAACAACAGGGAACAACUCAAACUGGUGAAAGGCAUGGGGCCCAAAACCUACCAGCAGUGUGCCGGCUUCAUCAGAAUCAACCCGCAAACCCUACACAGUGCCAAAUCCUCGCCUCACCCUGUACCUGAGAAACCAGCAGUUAAGAAAAGCAAAGGAAAGACUUGCGUCAACAUACCGACCUCAUUUAACCCCCUGGACCAGACCUGCAUUCACCCCGAGUCCUACCACGUGGCAGAGAGGUUUCUGUCCCUCGUGGGUGGGAGUGCAGACCAGAUCGGGAGUGCAGGCCUGCGACAGUAUGUGGAGAGCAAGGUAUGGACCAGCAGUGUGGAGGAACUGGCCAAGACCGUGGACAGCACACCUGAGACCCUCAAACUCAUCAUCGAUGGCCUCGCGCAGCCCCCCGGGUUCGACAUAAGACAAAGUUUUGGGAAGGCGGUCUUUAAGCGGGGCAUUGUAUCGAUGAGUGAUCUGCGGGUGGGUGCAGUGCUGACGGGCCAGGUGGACAACGCCACUCUGUUCGGGGCUUUUGUAGAUAUCGGGGUUGGCCGCUCGGGUCUUAUCCACAAAAGCAAAAUCACACUGGACAAACUGCCUGCCAGUCAGCGCCGCCGCAGCCUGGCUCUUGGACCUGGGCAGCGGGUGGAGGUCCGGGUCCUCAAUGUGGACCCUCAGAGGGGACGGAUCGGGCUGGACCUGAUCAGGGUCCUGGAAUAGAUUCACUUAUUUCCCAUAUUUCAUGCCUGUCAUAAAAGUUACACACAAAGCUGCUGAAAAUGCAAUGACUUCAUGAUAUGUACAUGUUCUUAUAAGCAGGUUCAAACUAUUUAAGUGUAUUUAUAUGAAUGGCUCUUUACUUUUCACACAUUCCUCUAAUGACGGUGUAUUUGCCAGGGCCUGCAAUUUCAGCAUUUUUCCUGCAAAUAUAUUCAAUUAAAAUAUACGGUUGUCCAUUUUAACUCAGAACAUCAACGACAAAUGGAGCAAAAAUAAAACUUCCUCACAGUUAUGCUAAAGGUGGGAAGACUUCAUUUCCCCUGAAGAAGUUUUUCUCAGGUAGAUUUAGUUUUCUGCCCGUUUAUAAUCCCUGUGUAUCUUUUGAUUGAACGCCAAACCUAAGUGCGUAAUUCAGGGCAAAAUAAUGUUAUCUUUAUAUUAGAUAUUUAAUUUCCCAUCUAGCAUUCUGCACAAACUACUUUCUCCUAGAGAAGAUUUUGAUUUUGAUUUUGCUUAUUAGCAGAAGAUAGCUUCAUAAUAAUAAUUUAAAAUGACUCUUUCUGUAUUCCCACCCUUGUUCUGCUUUGAAGUGCUCCGAACAGUUUGACAAUACACGUGUUUGUUUCUUCUGUUGAAGAAGAUUUAGUUUCUGUGUUUACUGUGUUCGGAUAUCAAUCUGUGACUGGCUUAUCGUUUCAAUUAAAAAAUAUUUUCUGUAUACCU